GGUUUUGCUAGAUUUUAGUGCUGGAAAAUGUUCCGAGAAAUAACCACAUUUCAACCAAAACUGAAAUAACUAUUAGUUUAAAUGAUUAGUUACACGUACCAAACUCUUUGAAGGUACUCUUGAAAGACAAAAACUCCCAAAAACCUGGAAGAGCGGCUACAAGAAAUCCGGGGAAAACCUCUUAUAAUGACCAGUCUAUUGCGGGAUAUAAACGAUCUGUUUGACGAUAUUGUCCUGACCGAGGAGAAGGAAGCUCGCCUGGGAUACGAGGAGGGACUGAAAGACGGACAGGAGCAAGGCAACGAGGAGGGCUACAAAUUGGGCUACGCCCAGGGUGUAUCGCUUGGCGAGGAGCUUGGCAGGAUUCUUGGCCAGGUUGUAGCCCAACAGCAACUGAAGCACACGGAUAAGGUUCGACGCAGUCUAGAGCAGUUGCGCUCUCUUAUCGAGCAAUUUCCCCGCACAAACGAUCCCCAGGCGGACAUUGUUGGAGCUGUUCAAGACAUCCGAACCUCCCAUCGUCGUCUUCGCGCCUUGUUAGGAUCGAAGAAGAUCCCAGGUGCCUCCUCAGAGGCAUCACCUGCUCCAGAACAAAAGGAUUACAGUUUCUAG
Molecule: messenger RNA, 612 nt
Organism: Drosophila ficusphila
Lineage: Eukaryota; Metazoa; Arthropoda; Insecta; Diptera; Drosophilidae
Product: LTO1 family protein C191.08
Exons: 1
Coding region: 187-612 (141 amino acids)
Source: RefSeq, a predicted model, not a curated record